AUGGCCAAACGCAUCCGAUUCGACACUUGCGAGCAACACGAACAGUGUCAACGCGUGCAACAAUCGGCAGAGACUCGCAGUCAAAUCCACGAGAAGUUUACCACGAUACCAGUUUGUGAUCAAGAAGUUCUUUUAUCCCGUUCUGUUCCAAGUCCAGUACGGCAGCCUCUGGGUGCCAAGCAACUGCAUAUGAAAGUGUGUGAGACCAACCUUGUUGAAGUUACAACCAUCAGUACCAUCGAGAUCGACAAUUCAACGAAGAAAGCGUUUGGACAAGCGUAUGAGAAAGACCCAUUGUAUGCUGAGAUGUGGUCUGGUGCCAACCAACUCUGGUUUGACGUCAAGAAAUAG
Messenger RNA from Plasmopara halstedii, 351 nucleotides. RefSeq lists its product as uncharacterized. NCBI's taxonomy places the organism in Eukaryota, Oomycota, Peronosporomycetes, Peronosporales, Peronosporaceae. Bases 1 to 351 code for a protein of 116 amino acids. The record is from RefSeq and is a predicted model, not a curated record. The transcript has a single exon.